AUGUUGAGAUUAUCUCGCCCUACUGUUAAGAAGACCGCUGUUGCCUUGACCCGUUCUUACGCUCACAAAGAGUUGAAGUUCGGUGUCGAGGGUCGUGCCGCCCUUUUGCGCGGUGUGGAAACCUUGGCCGAUGCUGUCUCCGUUACCUUGGGUCCUAAAGGCCGUAACGUGUUGAUUGAACAGCCAUUCGGUGCCCCAAAGAUCACCAAGGAUGGUGUUACCGUUGCCAAGUCCAUUGUCCUCAAGGACAAGUUCGAGAACCUUGGUGCCAAGCUCUUGCAGGAGGUUGCCUCCAAGACCAACGAGUCUGCCGGUGACGGUACCACCUCUGCCACUGUUUUAGGUAGAUCCAUCUUUACUGAAUCUGUUAAGAACGUUGCUGCCGGUUGCAACCCGAUGGACUUGAGAAGAGGCUCCCAAGCCGCCGUGGAAGCUGUGGUUGCUUUCUUGGAAAAGAACAAGAAGUUGAUCACCACCACCGAAGAAAUCGCUCAGGUUGCCACCAUUUCUGCCAACGGUGACACCCACAUCGGUGCCUUGUUGGCGUCUGCUAUGGAAAAGGUCGGUAAGGAGGGUGUCAUCACCGUCAGAGAAGGUAAGACCUUGGAAGACGAAUUGGAGGUCACCGAGGGUAUGAGAUUCGACAGAGGUUUCAUCUCCCCAUACUUCAUCACCGACACCAAGUCCGGCAAGGUUGAGUUUGAAAACCCGUUGAUUAUGUUAUCCGAGAAGAAGAUCUCCUCCAUCCAGGACAUUCUCCCAUCCUUGGAAAUCUCCAACAAGUUGAGACGUCCAUUGUUGAUUGUUGCUGAGGAUAUCGACGGUGAAGCCUUAGCUGCCUGCAUCUUGAACAAGUUGAGAGGCCAGGUCCAGGUCUGUGCCGUCAAGGCCCCAGGGUUUGGUGACAACAGAAAGAACAUCUUGGGUGAUGUCGCCAUCCUUUCCGGUGGUACUGUCUUCACCGAGGAGUUGGAUAUCAAGCCAGAAAAUGCUACCGUUGAACUUUUGGGUUCCUGUGGCUCCAUCACCAUCACCAAGGAAGACACCGUCAUCUUGAACGGUGAAGGCUCCAAGGAGAACAUUGUCGCCCGUUGUGACCAGAUCAGGGCCUCCGUCGAAGACCUCGUCACCUCUGAAUACGAAAAGGAAAAGUUGCAGGAGAGAUUGGCCAAGCUCUCCGGUGGUGUUGCCGUCAUCCGUGUCGGUGGUGCCUCUGAGGUGGAGGUUGGCGAAAAGAAGGACCGUUACGACGAUGCCUUGAACGCCACUAGGGCCGCCGUCCAGGAGGGUAUCUUGCCAGGUGGUGGUACCGCCUUGAUCAAGGCCUCUCUUGCUUUGGAUUCUGUUGCUACCGAGAACUUUGACCAGAAGUUGGGUGUCGACAUCAUCAGAUCCGCCAUCACCAAGCCAGCCCGCAAGAUUGUCGAAAACGCUGGUGGUGAGGGUGCCGUUGUUGUCGGUAAGCUCAUGGACCAGUAUGGUGCAGACUUCAACAUGGGUUACAACUCUGCCAAGGGUGAGUACACAGACAUGAUUGCUGCUGGUAUCAUCGAUCCAUUCAAGGUUGUUAGAAACGGUUUGGUCGAUGCCUCCGGUGUUGCCUCUUUGUUGGCAACCACCGAGUGUGCCAUCGUCGAUGCUCCUGAGCCAGCCAGCGCUGGUCCAGCCAUGCCUCCAAUGGGUGGUAUGCCAGGUAUGGGCGGGUUCUAA
Babjeviella inositovora NRRL Y-12698 is the source of this 1710-nucleotide messenger RNA. It is a transcript of the gene HSP60, whose product is annotated as chaperone ATPase. Lineage: Eukaryota; Fungi; Ascomycota; Pichiomycetes; Serinales. Bases 1 to 1710 code for a protein of 569 amino acids. The transcript has a single exon. Gene Ontology annotation, molecular function: protein-folding chaperone binding; ATP-dependent protein folding chaperone; ATP binding. Gene Ontology annotation, biological process: protein import into mitochondrial intermembrane space; protein refolding; mitochondrial unfolded protein response. Gene Ontology annotation, cellular component: mitochondrial inner membrane; mitochondrial matrix. The record is from RefSeq and is a predicted model, not a curated record.